Zonotrichia leucophrys gambelii is the source of this 3704-nucleotide messenger RNA. RefSeq names its product G-protein coupled receptor 83-like. Gene Ontology annotation, biological process: neuropeptide signaling pathway. The transcript is spliced from 4 exons. The record is from RefSeq and is a predicted model, not a curated record. The coding region runs from base 443 to 1705 and encodes 420 amino acids. Gene Ontology annotation, cellular component: plasma membrane. Gene Ontology annotation, molecular function: neuropeptide Y receptor activity. Lineage: Eukaryota; Metazoa; Chordata; Aves; Passeriformes; Passerellidae.
UCUGCCAAGCUCUGAAAACUCUUGGCAAACAGAAACGUGAUGGAUUAAGGACUGUGUGGAGAACCAGGAAAGCAGAUUUUAGAGGAUAAAUUGCAGAUUGAAGAAGAACAGUGCCCAAAAGGAAUUAUUCACCAAGAUUUCUUCCUUGGUGCAGAGAGAAAGUGUUUGGGCAUCUCUGAUAUUUCAGCCUCUGAAUCAGCACCUCUGAGGGGAACAUAUGGGAUUUAAGGACAGCCUACAGGGAGCCUCUGAGGUGAAGCUGAUGUGUCCCCAGCACAGGCAGAAGGACCCAUUUAUCAAUCCUUUUCUCUAAUUUGCAACCAUGGGGCAGAUUUUGAAAAGGCAAGUGUGUGUGUUCCCUCCUGCAACCACUGGCUUUAGCAGCUGAGCUGGCAGAAGGCGCUGACAAGAGUGGCUGGACCAGGGUUCAGCUGCCCCAGCCAUGAGACAGCACACCUGGUUCCCCUUGCAGUACAUGCCCAAGCCCUUCUGGAGAGCAGAGAACCACAACACCACCAGCUUCUUCUCUGCACUGUACGGCUUCCCCAACCAGUCCUUCUUCCACAGUGACUUGAACCUGGAGGACCUGGGGGACUUUGACAGCGGAGCCAAGUACGAGGGCGAGUCGCAGAGCCGGACAGUGCAGGCGCUGCUGAUCGUCGCCUACUCUGUGAUCAUCUGCAUCUCCCUCUUUGGCAACAUCCUGGUGUGCCACGCGGUCAUCAAGAACAAGAGGAUGCACUCUGCCACCAACCUCUUCAUCGUCAACCUGGCUGUUGCUGAUGUGAUGAUCACCACCCUGAACACCCCCUUCACACUGGUGAGGUUUGUGAGCAGCACCUGGGUGUUUGGAAAGCUGAUGUGUCACAUCAGCCGGUUUGUUCAGUACUGCUCUGUCCAUGUGUCUGUGCUCACCCUCGCUGCCAUCGCACUGGACCGGCACCAGGUGAUCAUGCACCCUCUCAAGCCACGUAUGUCCACGGUGAAAGGAGGGAUUUGCAUCAUCAUCAUCUGGGUCAUGGCCAGCUGCUUCUCACUGCCCCAUGCCAUUUAUCAGACUCUGACAAGGUUUUAUAUUGGAAACAGAACCAUCCGAAUGGUCUGCCUCCCCAGCUUCCCUCCUCCUGCUGAUCUUUUCUGGAAGUACCUGGACCUGACUACAUUUGUUCUCUUGUACGUUCUGCCCUUGCUUGUGAUCUCCAUCACCUACACCAUAGUGGCCAAAAAGCUCUGGCUGAGGAACGCCAUCGGGGACCUCACCAUGGAGCAAUACUAUGCCCACCAGAGGAAGAAGAAGAUGACGCUGAAGAUGCUGAUGGUGGUGGUGGUUGUGUUUGCCGUGUGCUGGUUCCCCCUCAACUGCUACGUGGUGCUGCUCUCCUGCAGGGCCAUCCACAGCAGCAACGCUCUGUACUUUGCUUUCCACUGGUUCGCCAUGAGCAGCACCUGCUACAACCCCUUCAUCUACUGCUGGCUGAACGAGAGCUUCCGCGCGGAGCUGCGCUGCCUGCUGUGCGUGUGCCGCCGCCGGAGCUCAGCGCAGGGCCACGCUCUGCAGCCCCUCUCCCCCCUGUUCCGCCGCGCCAGGCCUGAGAACUGCCCCUGCAAGAGGAGCAGCACGUGCCAGAAGGCACAGGCACCCUCCCAGAGGAACUCCGCGAGGACGGACAUAUCCAGCGUGCAGCCGAUUGUGGCGGAAAGCUGACAGAGGAACUCUGCAAGGACGGACAUAUCCAGCGUGCAGCCGAUCGUGGCGGAAAGCUGAACCUUUCAUCCGACAGCUGGGCAGCAUCACACAGAGAUUGCAAAAUCAUGGGGAAAUGGGGUGGGAAAGGGCUCUGGAGACCAUCAAGUCAACCAACAGCAUGCAAACUUCAGCCUUUGACUGGGUCAUUCAGGACCUUGUUCUCUCAGGUAUCACAAUUCGCUAGGGAUGAAUUGCCCACUUGUGCGCUCCAGAACGAGGGGUGUUGAGUGAAUUUUUCAUUGGAACAGUCAGCAAAAAUGAAAAUAAUUAUUUAACAGCACACAAAGCUUUUCAUGGUCUAAGCAAACACGGGGAAGCUACACUGGUUAUACACACACCAGCUACACACUGUGGCUUUAUGUAAACUGUUAGGGCUUUAACUUUGUGAAUUGACAUUUCUUUGGCAUAAAAUCUGAAUUAUUUUCACUUUCAAUAGUAUUUUAUUUUUUACUAGUCCUCAAGAGCUGUGUUCUUUGUGGCUUCUGUGCCAGCCUGGCAGCCCUUUUUCCUCUGGGUCAGCCUGUCCCUCUGUCCUGUAGUUAUCCUGUGGGCAGCAGCAGCAGCAGCCUUUAAGAAGCUAUGGAACUGGGGGUUCUGCCUUUGUCUGAGAUGGAACCAGCAAACCAGACCUGCAGGUUUUCAACCCAAAAGGCAGGAGAUGGAAGAAGUUUAACCUGUAACAUGUAAACAGUAAUGUAUUCCCUGCUCAGUUAAACUGAGCAUCUGACAAUGUGCCACAGCAUUCGCCUCAAUCACAGAUCCUUGUGUUCCAGCUCCAUCGCCAGUGGCAGGGUGCACUGAUGCUGGUCCUGGUCCAAACACUGCCUCUGGAAUUCAAGAGAUAGCUGGGAUUCCUGGGGGUGUGUGUGCCUGACAGCUGGCACUAGCAGCUGCUGCUCUGGGGGCUCACAGUGGAGCCAGACACCACAUUUAGAGCUGGGUUUGGGUCACUAGAAAGAGAUGAGAGCACAUGGCCAGCUUCAGCCCAUGGCUAUGAAAAGCCACCUAAGUUUGUGUUCUCCUCUUUCUCAGAAAGAAUAACCAGUUUCUUUGUGUCCGUUCUGCACUGGCUCAGCCCUUGUGCUGGUAAAAGGUUGAUCUUCAAAAGACAGUGAAAAGGAAAUGAGCUUCAGUCUUCCCAUGCAAAAUACUCUAAAUUACACCUCUUUAGCUGAGCAUUUCCACCCAGACUGGCAGCAUGUCACAGCUGCAGGCCUGCGUGAAAGGCUGCUUCAAUUUGGAAAUCAAGACGCUUUGAUGGGUACAAAACUGUGUGACCUGAGAAUGUAUUUGUAUUUCAAAAAGAAAUUGUGAAGAGGAGGAAAGAGUAAGAGUAACACUAACCUUGCUUUUUCCUAAGUUAUUGUGGGAAGGAGGAGGACAACUACAGCUGGGACAGGGACCUGGCAUGGCUUGGGACACUGCAAAUCCCAGUGGCACUGACAGUGCUAAGGCUUCAGGUCUGUGCUCCCAUCUGAGGCACAGUGAUCUCUUUUUGAGGAUUUGCUAUGGGGAGGAAAUGGAAUUAGAAACAUCUCCUCAGAGAGCAAAUACUCAGGGCUCAGGUAUUGGCUCUGACCAGGUGAAUCUUUGAUUUGGUUCCACUGGAGUGGAGUCCUGCCUGGAGCUGGCGCCACAGAGGCAGCACCAAAACCUUUAAUUCUGUGGUACAAGUAAAUUACAGCAUUAACCAGACAUCGCUCCUAACUGUGUGUUUUACUGUCUGGAAAACUGGGAAUCCAUGACUCUGCAAAUGGCAUUUUCCUACUAUUACUGUCUGGAAGUUUCUAUAAACAAGAUGUCUCUUCUUAAAAAAACGAACUAAUCACAAAUGCAAACAAACAUUGUUACUGUAACUUAGUAAAACUUAUUCAAAUGCUCUUCUCUUUACAUAGAAAAAAAAUCAAUGAAAAUAAAUAAUGCAGUUUGCAUGUAUAUCCCAACCCACUCCCAGAGA